Trachymyrmex septentrionalis is the source of this 1038-nucleotide messenger RNA. RefSeq names its product PQ-loop repeat-containing protein 3. The coding region runs from base 316 to 942 and encodes 208 amino acids. Lineage: Eukaryota; Metazoa; Arthropoda; Insecta; Hymenoptera; Formicidae. The transcript is spliced from 4 exons. The record is from RefSeq and is a predicted model, not a curated record.
AGUGAUCUAUUUUCGUUAUCCGCUCUUCUGAUAGCGCAAGCAAUUCUUAUCCAGUCAAGUGAUGAUGAAGUGACAAUUUCAGAAUCUUUCUGGCAUAUGUAUACGUUUUAUGAAACAUGGUUGCGAAAGCUGAAUUAAAUGUGUUCUGAUUGCAUCACAAUUGUUGUCUUAUUCAUAAAUAGAUUAGGAAAUAAGAUAAAAUUAUGAGUUGCUGAUGAGCGGUAUGUAAAUUAAAAACUAUUAUAAUAUCGUCUUUAUAUUGAAACUUGUACACAUAUGUAUAGUAACAAUUAAAAGGCAAGAAUAAAUAAGAAAAUGUCGCUAUUGCAACAAUUUGCGGAUUUGUUGAGCCUGAUAACGAUAGGCAUGUGUUUCGUAUUGAAAAUUCCACAGAUAUUAAAAUUAGUUUCUGUAAAAUCAGCUGAUGAAAUGUCGAUGAUAGGAUUACUUUUAGAAUUAACAAGUUACACUAUAAUGACUAGUUAUAACUAUACAAAUGGAUAUUCGUUACUGUCUUACUUGGAAUAUCCAAUAAUAUUAGUCCAGGAAUAUAUACUGAUAUUCCUUGUACUAAAAUAUUUGAGCAGGAUCAAUAUGUGGUCCUUCUUAUGUGCCAUGAUAUACUUUGCGUUAAGUAGCUGUUUGCUACUGGGAAUUGUUCCAAAAGUUAUACUUACACUUUUAGCGCCAAUGUGUACGCCGAUCUCAGCUUCCAGUAAAGUCGUCCAACUACUAGCCAUACUUCGAGCUAAAAACGCAGAAUCGGUAUCGCCUCUCACUUGGUUUAUAUCCGCCUUUACUAACCUGACGAGAGUAUUCACAAUAUGGAUGGAUUCUGCCGAUAUAUUACUAUUGGGAAACUUUAUCAUAUCAGUCUUGUUGAGUUCUAGCAUCAUGUUCUCUGCCCUUUAUUAUAGAAGCCAUCCGUUGAAGCGGGAUUAAAUGAAUAACAGGAGAAUUAUACAUCUAGUCGCAAGCGUAUGCUAUGAAAUUGACAACUUGUGCUAUAUAUUUGUUGAGAGCAUAAUCAUAAAAGGU